AUGGACCUGGCCCAGAUAUUCGAAACCAGUCCCUCGGGCGAGGUGAUCAAGUGCAUCGACACACACACCACCGGUGAACCAACCCGAAUCAUCUACUCGGGCUUCCCCCGCCUUCAAGGAACACUCUUAGAACAGCGCGACCAAGCCAAAGCACAUCAUGACAACAUUCGCAAACGCAUCAUGCUCGAGCCCCGUGGCCACUACGAUAUGUACGGCGCGAUCAUCAUCCCAGAUACAGAGCUCGUCCAAAGCGGGGAGGCACACAUUGGCACACUAUUCACGCACAAUGGUGGAUUCUCCACCAUGUGCGGACAUGCCACCAUCGCAUUGGGUCGUUUCUUAGUCGAUACCCAUGACCUGGCGGUAUUUCCAAAGCGGAAUACAUUGAAGGUCAACACUGAGACUAACGAGGUUGCGGUUAACAUCCAUGCGCCUUGUGGCUUAGUUCGUGUUACCGUACCCACUACACCCGACGGGCAGAAAUCGGAUCCGUCGCGCCCGGUUGCUUUUCUUUCUACGCCGGCUUAUGCUGCUGCGAUCGACCUGACGAUUCCUAUCUCUCGGGAUGUUGCAUGGCCAGAGCUGGGCGACCGGGAAUCCAUCAAGCUUGAUAUUUCCUACGGCGGGGCAUUCUAUGCGCUGGUUGAUGCCCGCGAACUGGGUUUCACAGAGGGAUUGAGUAAGAUUGAUCUUGCGUCUGUUGCGAGUGCUGUGAAGAAGCUCAAGGCCCAUCUCGUGACCAAUCCCGAUGUUGUCACUGCGCUGCAACAUCCGGAAGACGAGAGAUUGUCUUUCCUUUACUCGAUCAUGCUUGUGGAUCGUGACAUCGGUUCUAGACCGGAUGGUGUCGAUGGAGCAGAGACGGGACUUUGUUUUUUUGCCGAGAACCAGAUUGAUCGAUCGCCGACGGGUUCUUGUGUGACUGCUCGCAUGGCGCUGGCAAAUGCCAAGAAGGUGAGACCACGUGGGCAGAAGUGGGCCUACAACUCUCUUGUGUCGAAUCGUUUCGAUACAGGUGCUUUCAUUGCUUCGAUUGUGGAGGACAACAUCUUGCUGGAGGGUGACCAUGGAGUCUCCAGACAGUGUGUUGUGGUUCAGGUCGAAGGCAAGGCCUAUUAUACCGGAGCUAUGACAUUCAUCAUUGAAGAAGGCGACGUGACUACUGAGAGCGGAUUCACGAUGGAUGAUUGCGCCCAGAAAGGUCCAUCAACGAAAUAA
Molecule: messenger RNA, 1218 nt
Organism: Penicillium longicatenatum
Lineage: Eukaryota; Fungi; Ascomycota; Eurotiomycetes; Eurotiales; Aspergillaceae
Product: putative proline racemase
Exons: 1
Coding region: 1-1218 (405 amino acids)
Molecular function (GO): hydro-lyase activity
Source: RefSeq, a predicted model, not a curated record